AUGAGGAAAAUUAUAUUAAUUCUUUAUCUUACUUUAGUAAAACUUUAUUUUUGUUUUAAAAACUUGUCACAUAAACAGUCACUAAAUAUUGUAUCAAAAAGGGGAAACUCAAUUGGUAGAUCUUCGCAAAAAUUAUACGAGUCAAAAAGCAUAGAUUUAGCAAACGACAUCAAGGAAAAUGACUUAAUCCCAAAUGUAAAAGUUAUGAUUGAUGUAAAAAACAUAAAUAACAUAACACAAGUGGAUGAAAAAGAUGAUUUUAAAGCUAUUAAUACGCAUGAAUUAUUUAAAAAUAAGAAAAUUUUAUUAAUAAGUUUACCAGGAGCAUUUACACCUACUUGUUCAUCUAAAAUGAUACCACAAUAUGAAAAGGAAUAUGAUUAUUUUAUUAAGGAAAAUAAAUUUGAUGACAUUUAUUGUAUUACCAAUAAUGAUAUAUUUGUAUUAAAGAGUUGGUUUAAAAAUAUGAACAUAAAAAAUAUAAAAUAUAUUAGUGAUGGCAAUAGCUCAUUCACUGAAAGUAUGAACAUGCUUGUAGAUAAGUCUAAUUUUUUUAUGGGCAUGAGACCUUGGAGAUUUGUUGCUAUAGUUGAAAACAAUAUUUUAAUAAAAAUGUUUCAAGAAAAUGAUAAACAGCAUAAUAUACAGACGGAUCCAUAUGAAACAUCAUCUGCUGACAAUGUUAAGGAAUUUUUAAGAAACAAUCAGCUCUAA
Plasmodium malariae is the source of this 714-nucleotide messenger RNA. RefSeq names its product 1-cys peroxiredoxin, putative. Gene Ontology annotation, cellular component: cytoplasm. Gene Ontology annotation, molecular function: thioredoxin peroxidase activity. The record is from RefSeq and is a predicted model, not a curated record. Gene Ontology annotation, biological process: cell redox homeostasis; cellular response to oxidative stress; hydrogen peroxide catabolic process. The transcript has 2 exons. The coding region runs from base 1 to 714 and encodes 237 amino acids. NCBI's taxonomy places the organism in Eukaryota, Apicomplexa, Aconoidasida, Haemosporida, Plasmodiidae.